Molecule: messenger RNA, 811 nt
Organism: Apaloderma vittatum (bar-tailed trogon)
Lineage: Eukaryota; Metazoa; Chordata; Aves; Trogoniformes; Trogonidae
Product: leucine-rich repeat-containing protein 57
Exons: 5
Coding region: 95-811 (238 amino acids)
Molecular function (GO): protein binding
Source: RefSeq, a predicted model, not a curated record
UCUUUGGCUUGCGGUUCCCUCACACAGAAUAAGAAGAGAGGAACUGGCUGAGACCGUCACUCAAACCCCAUACGCCUGACAGAGAACUUUUAGGAUGGGCAACAGCGCACUGAAAGCCCACCUGGAGACAGCACAGAAAACUGGUGUGUUCCAGCUAACUGGAAAGGGGCUUACUGAGUUUCCAGAAGACUUGCAGAAGCUAACAAGCAAUUUAAGGACAAUAGACUUGUCGAACAACAAAAUAGAGCUCUUGCCACCACUCAUUGGAAAAUUUUCCCUUCUGAAGAGCCUUGCUCUAAACAACAACAAACUGACUGCUUUACCUGAGGAGCUGUGUAAACUGAAAAAACUGGAAACGCUUCACUUGAAUGGCAAUCACUUGAGGCAGCUACCGUCUGCAUUUGGGCAACUUUCUGCUCUCAAAACCCUGAGCCUUUCUGGAAACCAGCUUCGGACUGUGCCUACGCAGCUCUGCGGUCUUCGCCACUUGGAUGUGGUAGAUCUUUCCAAAAACCAGAUCCAGAACGUGCCCGACACUGUGGGAGAAUUGCAGGCUAUCGAACUCAAUUUGAAUCAGAAUCAGAUUUCCCAGAUCUCGGUGCAGAUCUCCCACUGUCCACGGCUGAAAGUCUUGCGUUUAGAAGAAAACUGUCUAGAACUCAGCAUGCUUCCUCAGAGCAUCCUUAGCGAUUCCCAGAUCUCACUGCUUGCAGUAGAAGGCAACCUCUUUGAAAUCAAGAAACUCAGAGAACUGGAAGGUUAUGACAAGUACAUGGAACGCUUCACAGCUACAAAGAAGAAGUUUGCGUGA